Dovyalis caffra is the source of this 1005-nucleotide messenger RNA. The record is from the annotation of a GenBank genome assembly. Lineage: Eukaryota; Viridiplantae; Streptophyta; Magnoliopsida; Malpighiales; Salicaceae.
AUGCUAUCCAAGGAAUCAGGUGGUUCCACCUUCGAUCUUCCCGAUGAAGUAUUGGAAGUCUUACCUUCUGAUCCAUUCCAACAACUCGAUGUGGCCCGCAAAAUCACUUCCAUUGCUCUCUCUACACGUGUCUCCGCUCUUGAAUCCGAGUCCUCCCUUCUUCGCGCCAAACUCGCCGAGAAAGAUGACCACCUCGCCGACCUCCAGUCUCAGAUCGAGUCUCUCGAUUCUUCUCUCUCUGAGACCUCCGAUAAACUCUCCCAGGCUAACCAGGAGAAGGAGAAUUUGUUGAAAGAGAAUUCUUCGUUGUCUAACACUGUAAAGAAGCUUCAAAGAGAUGUUUCUAAGCUGGAAGUUUUUAGAAAGACACUUGUGCAGUCACUUCAAGAGGAUGAAGAAAGUUCGGCAGGAGCUGCACAGAUCAUUGCCAAGCCUACCCCAAAUGAAGAUGAUGCCACCUUGCCACCUUCAAGAUAUUCUUCAAUAGAAAGCAAGGUUUCAGAAAUGGGCAACUCAUUUGCAGAGGAUCGCGAGAUAGAUGCUCGAAGAUCUGGCAUAUCACAGAUUCUGCGGGCAUCCCAAACAAGCACACCCCGGCUUACUCCUCCAGGCUCACCUCCUAGUUUUUCUGCUUCUGUGUCUCCAACAAGGACAUCUAAAUCAGUGUCUCCAAAACGACAUUCAAUGUCAUUCUCUGUGGCAAGAAGCAUGGAUGAUAGAUCCUCUGUCUUCUCUUCUCUGCCCCCAAGCCAACAUAGUUCAAUGUCAAGUGACACCGGAUCACAAGCCGGACGAACUCGAGUUGAUGGCAAAGAAUUCUUCCGCCAAGUCAGGACCCGCUUGUCUUAUGAGCAGUUUGGUGCUUUUUUGGCAAAUGUUAAGGAAUUGAACUCCCACAGGCAAACAAAAGAAGAGACCCUAAGGAAGGCCGAGGAAAUUUUUGGUCCAGAUAACAAGGAUCUUUACACGAUAUUUGAGGGAUUGAUCUCUCGCAAUGUUCAUUGA